This is a messenger RNA of Juglans regia (Persian walnut), 1445 nucleotides long. Its product is annotated as phospholipase A(1) DAD1, chloroplastic-like. The coding region runs from base 31 to 1317 and encodes 428 amino acids. The record is from RefSeq and is a predicted model, not a curated record. The transcript has a single exon. Gene Ontology annotation, biological process: lipid metabolic process. NCBI's taxonomy places the organism in Eukaryota, Viridiplantae, Streptophyta, Magnoliopsida, Fagales, Juglandaceae. Gene Ontology annotation, molecular function: glycerophospholipase activity.
UACAAACAAACAAAGCUGAUCACUAGGAAAAUGAAGCUUGCUUUUGGUGCUAUUCGGCCAUGCAAUACACCACCUGUAUCCAAAUGCACGGUUUCUAUGCACUACUACUCUUCCAUCUCGGCCACACCCAACCACAAAAGCAUCGCAUUCCCACAGUUUGAGGUCUCCUGCAGCUCCCUCAAGCACGACUCUUCACAGCGCAGCCUCGCUGCUGCUCACUCCGUCAAACUCGGCAAGAGGUGGAUGGAGUUCCAGGGUAUUAACAACUGGGAAGGCCUGCUUGACCCUCUCGACGAUAACCUACGCCGCGAAAUACUCCGCUACGGCAAGUUUGUCGAGGCAGCUUAUCGCUCUUUUGACUUUGACCCCUCCUCCCCAACCUAUGCCACGUGUCUUCACCCCAGAAACUCGCUCUUUAGCCGGACCGGAAUUGUGGAAACCGGGUAUAAAAUCACCAAGAACCUGCGAGCCACUUGUGGAGUCAAGUUGCCACGUUGGUUUCACAAGGCCCACCCCAAUUGGGUGUCCACCCAGUCCAGCUGGAUUGGCUACGUGGCGGUCUGUCAAGACAAGGAGGAGAUCGCCCGGUUGGGACGACGUGACGUGGUGAUCGCCUAUAGGGGCACUGCAACAUGUUUGGAGUGGCUCGAAAAUCUACGUGCCACCUUAACUGAUUUACCUAAUCAUCGCGACGUUCCCAAGGAGGACGGGCCAAUGGUAGAGAGCGGAUUUUUGAGCCUCUACACAUCUAGAACCGACGCGUGUCCUAGCUUGCAAGAGAUGGUGAGGGAAGAGAUCGCAAAGGUGAUCGAAACAUACGGUGAUCAAGACGAGCCCCUCAGCUUCACGAUAACAGGCCACAGCCUGGGUGCGGCAUUGGCUACACUCACUGCAUAUGAUCUCACAACCAAUGAAAAAGCGCCAUUGGUGACGGUGAUAUCAUUCGGUGGGCCACGCGUAGGGAACAAGGGCUUCAGGUCCCACUUAGAAGAGAGUGGGAGCAGGAUACUUAGGAUUGUGAACUCGGAUGAUGUCAUCACCAAACUACCUGGCUUUGUGUUCAAGGAUUGUGAGAUUGCAAGGAGGAAGGGUGUACACGUGGAUGGGCUUCCGGGAUGGUUACAGAGGUGCGUGGAAGAGAUGCAGUGGGUAUAUGCAGACGUCGGACAAGAGCUUAGAGUAAGUAGCAGGGAGUCACCGCACCACGUCAUCAAAAAGGGUGAUAUGGCCACGUGUCACGACCUGAAGACAUAUCUUCAUUUGGUUAACGGUUUUGUGAGUUCUACCUGUCCUUUCAGAGCUACCGCGCAGACGUAGAUCAGUGCAGCUGAGUAGUUCAAUCCAACCUAGAGAUCUAACACAUGGGGUUUUGAGUAAUUUUGAGUCUUUUGACCUCAUCGAGCACAUAAUUAAUUGAAUUGUGUGCACGUUGUAUAUAUGUUUGA